Molecule: messenger RNA, 1036 nt
Organism: Pyricularia oryzae 70-15
Lineage: Eukaryota; Fungi; Ascomycota; Sordariomycetes; Magnaporthales; Pyriculariaceae
Exons: 4
Coding region: 188-556 (122 amino acids)
Source: RefSeq, a predicted model, not a curated record
UGCUGAUCUGUGCCAUUGUACUUCCUCGCGCGUAAUCUACCUAGGUAACCUAACAUUGCAAAUUCUGCGCAGCGCAAUUGAGGUUAUAACAAUAACUGAAAGCUCAUUUUAGUCCCUCAAAUCCCUUUCCUGUCGACUCCAAGGCAAUCUCCAACAGAUCCGACUUAAUAAGAUAUUUUGAGAUACAAUGAACACUGUCAAGUCUUUCUGGGCUGGCUGGGGAGCUUUGUGCCUUGCCGGCGGCGGAGCAUAUGUAUUCGCAAAGCGUAGCAUCAACGCCGAUCGCCAGGCGCGUUGGGACGAGCAAAAGCGCAAGCGUGCCAUGAUCGAGUCGCUCGAGCAUUCCGACAACAUUAUCAACCUUAAACCUUCGUCGAACGAAUCUCACAGCGCGCCGCCAAGGACAGAUACGGCUGGCUCGCCGAGUCAAGAAUCGAACUCCGAUCCAGCGCCUACGAGGCAUGCGCCAAGCACCGAAGGGGAGAGGGUAGGUGAGAAGAGCAAAUACGAAGCUAGCCAGCCAUUUAGGAGUAUAAAAGGGGACAGAUUUUCGUGAACAACAUCAGAAACUCGCUUCGCAUGAAAAAAGGCGAUGCGGUUCGGAUACGGUGUUCAUCUUGACCUACCAGUGACAGCUGGUCUUCGCCUAUAACGAUUUUGUUCUGCGCGAUUUGAACUAUCAAACCGAAAUGAGAUUGAAACGAGGAGAGUAUGAGCUGUAUGAUAUACGGGUGUAAUGCAAGUUAGAAAUCUCCCCUCAUCAGAGCUAUUUGCGAUCAACGAGUGCUGCGAGAUGUUUCUCGAAACAGGCGAAAAAGAUGGAUACCUGGGGUUGUAACUGAGGUAUGAAUACUAUGUCGAUUAUCAUUGACCAUGCACCAGCUUGACCUUACCAACCCCUCACCAAAGCUUUUCGCGAGGUGCAUGGCCCUAUGUCAAAUUAUAGAGUCGAUAUGCUUCGAAGUGUGUGCAGUGUCGGCAUGCUUUUCAGUAGGACGGGAGGCAAUAACUUGUCGGAGCUCAUACAUACAGUAGC